CAACUCCUCUCCUUUUCAACCUUCUUCUUCUCUCAUCUCCACUUACUCCAUCCCUAACCAUAAUUUGAUUAUUUAUUUAAAUCGUCAAGCAAUUACACCGCAGGAAUCCUCAACUCUUGACUCUCGCAGUAGAAAUAUCAGAUGGAUUCACUUGUACGCUUACAUAUGUAGAUCGUUUUAAGAAAGAUCGAAUCUUUGUUCUGUUUCUUGAUCUGGGCUGACGGGAAAAUAUGGGCAACGGAAUCGGAAAACUGAACAUCUGCUUCGCCGGGGGUUGUGGGGAGGUUUCCCGGCGGCGGCACGACAUCGCCGUUAAUCUCUUGGACCCUCUGGAUGAAGGGCUCGGCCAUUCUUUUUUCUACAUAAAGCCCGACCCGUCUGCCAAGACUCAUCCUUUCUCCGACGACUCUUGCUCUUCCGCCACCACCACAAUCACCAGCACCAGCUCCAUGACGACGGCGUUCCACACAAUCUGCGGCGCCUCCAUCUCCGCCAACACCUCCACUCCUCUCUCCACCGCCCUCUUCGACCUCGGCCACGAAAAGGCUUCAGCUUUCGAGAGUUCACAGUUCUUUUCCUCCAUCCCUUUGCAGCCAGUUCCCCGGAGUUGCAUCGCAUCUGUCCGGUCCGGCCCGAUUCCUGGGGUUUCGGGCUUAGGGUCUAGUCAUAUUGAGGGCGGGUUCUUAUCUGCUCCGAUCCUGGAUAACCAAUACUAUCAGGUCCAAAGGUACAAACCCAAAUCCGAGAAUUGGAAUUUAUUCCGGGAUUUGAAGAAAUUCUUCUCCACGGAUUUGAAAGAAAGCGAAACCAAGAACUGCUAUGGAGUUCAUAGUAUAAGCAGCCAAGCUAGUUUAGCUGAAGAAGAUAAUGAUGAUAUAGGAAAAGACUCAUCCUUUAGGGGCCAAAAUGUCCAAUGGGCCCAGGGAAAAGCAGGAGAAGACCGAGUUCAUGUCGUAAUCUCGGAGGAACACGAUUUGGUUUUUGUUGGGAUUUAUGAUGGUUUCAAUGGUCCAGAUGCAACAGACUUCUUGUUACAAAACCUAUACACAAAUGUCUUCAAAGAGCUCAAGGGACUACCACAAUGGGCUGAAAAGCCCGAACCCGACGUCUUGAAUGCGCUAUCAGAAGGGUUAAGGAAAACUGAAAUGGAUUAUUUGAACAUAACUGAUCUGAUGCUGAAUGAGAAUCCGGAAUUGGCGUUAAUGGGAUCUUGUGUUUUGGCAAUGCUUAUGAAGGGUCAGGAUGUGUUCUUGAUGAAUGUUGGGGAUAGCAGAGCUGUAUUGGCCCAAAGACCCGCAGACGAGUUUGAUGGAAGCACGACGAGUGUUGAUAAUGAUAAGCUAUACCGAGCUAUGUCGGACCGUAAGCACAAUCUGGCUUCUCAUCAACUCACUGUUGACCACUGCACUUCUACUACUGAGGAAGUUAAGAGAAUCAAAAGAGAACAUCCUGAUGAUUCCUCUGCAAUCAAGAACGAUAGGGUGAAAGGUUCUUUAGCAGUGACCCGAGCUUUCGGAGCGGCUUAUCUCAAACAUCCGAAGUGGAACGAUGCAGUUCUUGAGGCCUUCCAAGUUGACUAUAAAGGGGAUGCUCCCUACAUAAACUGCAUACCUUCGCUCCACCACCACAAGCUAGGCCCUAAGGACAAGUUCUUGAUCUUGUCAUCGGAUGGGCUUUACCAGUACUUCACUAACGGCGAAGCGGUCUCUGAGGUAGAGACAUUCAUGUCUAUAUUCCCUGAUGGUGAUCCUGCUCAGCAUCUCAUUGAAGAAGUAAUUUUCAGAGCGGCUAAGAAAGCAGGCAUGGAUUUUCACGAAUUGCUAGAUAUACCACAAGGGCAGCGGAGAAGGUACCAUGACGACGUCUCCAUUAUUGUUAUUUCUUUUGAAGGAAGGUUAUGGCAAUCGUCUCUGUGAUUCGGCAAUAUGUAUAUAAUUUUUUUGAUUUGUUAAAAAAACUUGACCCCAUUUUUGCAAAUAGUGUUCAUAGUAGGGAGAGAGGCUUUGCUGAGAUAGAGAUAUGUUUCUUUUAUAUGGGGACUGUCCUUUGCCUAUAACCCCUUUUUUGCCUCAAUGUGAAAUAUAUAUACACAACAUAGGAAAGUAACACUGUAUAAAAGAUAUUACAUCACAAAGCUUUAUAGCUUUAAUUACCAAUUGGUUAAAAUUCAUUUGUG
Messenger RNA from Cuscuta europaea, 2176 nucleotides. The record is from the annotation of a GenBank genome assembly. Lineage: Eukaryota; Viridiplantae; Streptophyta; Magnoliopsida; Solanales; Convolvulaceae.